Punctularia strigosozonata HHB-11173 SS5 is the source of this 1322-nucleotide messenger RNA. RefSeq names its product delta-sterol C-methyltransferase. The coding region runs from base 155 to 1213 and encodes 352 amino acids. The record is from RefSeq and is a predicted model, not a curated record. Gene Ontology annotation, molecular function: sterol 24-C-methyltransferase activity. The transcript is spliced from 5 exons. NCBI's taxonomy places the organism in Eukaryota, Fungi, Basidiomycota, Agaricomycetes, Corticiales, Punctulariaceae. Gene Ontology annotation, biological process: ergosterol biosynthetic process. Gene Ontology annotation, cellular component: endoplasmic reticulum.
UACUGCAAAACCUGGCGACGUGGACUGUCCACGAUGGACCCAUUCCUUCGGGAACCAUUCAAGUCCCUGACACUCUUACUGUCCGUACCUUGGUGAUUCGAAACAACUUAUGCUGCAUCAUAGUCACCCACUCUCCCGCUUUCUUUGAUUCGAAAUGGUCGCCGCAAUCGAGGCUGCUGGCCCCGGUGACGGUCGCGUCAACAAGCGCAUCGAGAACUACACCGCGUUCUGGCAGAAGGAUAUGAGCAAGGAGCAAACGGCCGACACCGAGAACCGUACCGAGAACUACACUGACGUGGUCAACGGUUACUACGACGGUGCGACUGAGCUCUACGAGUACGGCUGGGCGCAGUCCUUCCACUUCUCGCGCUUCUACAAAGGCGAGGCCUUCCACGCGUCUCUCGCCAGGCACGAGCACUACCUCGCCGCUCAGAUGACCCUUCGCCCCGGCAUGAAGGUCCUCGACGUCGGUUGCGGUGUCGGCGGCCCCGCCCGCGAGAUUGCGCGCUUCGCGGAUGUGAACAUCGUCGGCCUGAACAACAACGACUUCCAGAUCCAGCGGGCGAGGAAGUACACCAAGAACGCGGGUUUGGAAGACCAAGUCACUUUCGUCAAGGGCGACUUCAUGAAGCUCUCCGAGCAAUUCGGCGAGAACUACUUCGAUGCCGUAUACGCCAUUGAGGCCACGGUCCAUGCGCCCACCUGGGAAGGUGUGUAUGGCGAGAUCAAGAAGGUGCUCAAGCCCGGAGGAAUUUUCGGUGUCUACGAGUGGUGCAUGACCGACUCAUGGGAUCCCUCGAACCCCGAGCACAAGGAACUUGCGCAUGCAAUUGAGUUCGGCAAUGGUAUCCCCCAAAUGCGCCCCAUUCGGGAGGCACGGCAAGCGCUCCUCAACGUCGGUUUCGAGAUCGAGCACGAGGAGGACCUUGCUGAGAGGCCCGACCCUGUUCCUUGGUACUAUCCCCUCGAAGGCGACAUUUCGAAGGCGCAGACUGCGUGGGACUACUUCACUGUGUGGCGGAUGAGUUGGUCGGGCAAGCUUGUGUCCCACAAUGCGAUGCGCAUCAUGGAGUGGUUUGGGCUGAUCCCCAAGGGUACCUGGGAGGUCGGUGAGGCGUUGAAGGUUGCUGGGGAUGCUUUGGUCAAGGGUGGCCAGACGAAGCUCUUCACCCCGAUGUAUCUUGUCAUCUCGAGGAAACCGAAGGAGGAAUAAUCAUGCAUCGACAUGUGCAUUGCUAGAUCAUACGGAUAGCAUAGGAUACCACUAUAUAAUUCAUGGAGAUUUGUUCGUUCGAGCCAACUAGAAUGCCACUCGUUUCUCG